GCGCGUCUGCUGUGUAGCUGGUUAAAAUGUCCGUCUAACAGAAAUGUCCUGCACCUUCUGUAUUUAUUUUGUUUUCUAAAUUAGAAACCUAACCCUUCUUUAGCUUCACUUGUCUUCAGUUCGUCAUUUAUAGACGUUAAUUAUUUCUUCUUCCUGUGGUCCAGCAGACAUGGAGGGUCCGUCCUCUAGACUAUCUGCUGUCCCGGUCGGAGCGCUGCGACUGGCGGCCAGGAGAGACUCCGGCGGGGAGCCAGAAACUGACCUCGGCCGGGACAUGAAAACACACUUUCGCGUCUGUCGCUUCAUCAUGGAAACAGGAGUGAAGCUCGGGAUGCGCUCGGUGCCCGUCGCCACAGCCUGCGUAUUGUAUCAUCGCUUCUUCGAGCGAGUCAGCGUCCAGGCGUACGAGCCCUACCUGGUGGCCAUGAGCUGCCUUUACCUGGCUGGGAAGGUGGAGGAGCAGCACAUCAGGACCCGGGACAUCAUCAACGUGAGCCACAGGUACUUCAACAGCGGCAGCGCUCCUCUGGAAUGUGACAAGGAGUUCUGGGAGCUGAGGGACAGCGUGGUGCAGUGUGAGCUCCUCAUCCUGCGACAGCUCAACUUCCACGUCUCCUUCGAACACCCUCACCAGUAUUUACUCCACUACCUGCUGUCCGUGAAGUCGCUGGUCAACCGACACGCGUGGUCUCGAACCCCCGUGGCUGAGACUUCCUGGGCGUUGCUGAGAGACUGUUACCACGGAGCCAUGUGCAUCCGCCACACCCCCCAACACAUCGCCAUAGCAACCCUGUACCUGGCUCUGAACAGCUACGGAGUGGAGCUCGCCGUCGGAGAGAAAGAGUGGUGGCAGGUGCUGAGUGAGGACGUGACCAAAGCCGACAUCGACGCUGUGAUCUCAGACCUUCUGCAGCUCUACGACAUGGAGGCCAAGUGUAUCUGAAGGACGCGAGACCCGCACACGUCGCCGUCCGUCCUGCGUUAUUCUGCGCAAUCGAGUGUCAAGGUUCAGGUGUGUGUGGGUUUUUUUUUUUUGUGAGGCAGAAGAACACUUUGCUUUGCCCCAGUUAGUCUGUGAGCUGUGACAAAAACCCACACCUGCAGUACCGAUUCCUGCCUCCGUGGGGAGACGUUUCUCGCCGUCUGGUCUCUGAUCUCUCGGCACUGCAGAAUACUGAUGUGCUCUGAAAUACAGCACCAGAAACAUCCCAGCCUUCAGUGAUCAGCUCACACUUUACACGUUGGAACUACAAAUACUGAUGUGAGGAUUUAAUGGGGAGAUCCAAUAAAUAACCCCAACAAAUCCAUUAAAGAUGCAUGGGAAUGGUGAGCUCAGUUGUUAUUUCAUGGCAUUAUUCUGACACAUUCCUGCUUUGGGAGAGUACUAGACAGUGAUAAACAUGUAGUUAAGCUAAAGUCUUAUUAGAAUCCAGAGCGCCUCGCUGCAUAAAUCUGCAUAUUAACAAGGACAAUUGGAUUUUCCACACUGGAUACCAUGUUAGAUCCCUCAUGCUGAAGCACAGCUCACCCUGACGAUGCAUAUUACAUUAAAAUGUACAUUUACAUGUGAAUGUGUUAAUUGGCCUAAUGAUCUCAUCAAAUGAAGCGUGAAUAUUUCAUGAUUGUAGCCGGGAUAUUUAGCAGCAUGAGUGACUUUCUUGAGUUCAUUUGAAGAUGGUGAUGUUAUUUUGCUUUUACCAAAUGGAUGAGAAAAAAAUGUGGGUUCUUCCUCUGCUGCUAAAAUGACAAUAUAGUUUUAAUGUGCAUGGUGAAUUUUUUACAAUGAGACUGUCCUACUCUGUUUCUAGGAUCCUUCUGGUGUUAUUUUUUAUGCUGUUCUCCUAAUUUAACCUCAUAAAAAGACCAAAGCCAACUAUGACUUGAUAAUAUGGACUAAAUAAUGUAUUCUGUGUGUUUAAACUGGAUAUAUCUCAGUCCUCAGAGUCACGGAGCUCCAGAAAAAUCUAUUAAAUCCACACCAGAGAGUCUCAGUGUGACACAUUUCUUUAUUACUAUGAACAGAAACAAUCAAAAUACUCAUCAGAGCAUCAGGUGUGUAUUAAAUAGUCCCCAAGAUAUUUGAUAUUUCUUUCUGUCUGAGUAACAUCCUCUAAAAACUACAGCUGUUUGGAACCUAUGGAGCCUUUUAACAUAUACAUACAUUACAUAUUUAAAAUCUGCAAAGUUGGUAGAAAGUGUUGUGUUUUUGUUAUUGUGUCCUAAGUUUUGUGUUUGUUUGGAAUAUUUUUCUCUUGUGUGUAACUGAAGAAACGAGAUGGAAAAGAGGAUUUAUUUUUAUAUCUAAAAGCCAAAUGUACAGUUCAACUGCUGUGCCUCAGUUUUGCUAUGAUUAAAAAAUAUCAUAAAAAAAUCGACAUUCACAAUAAAAGCAAAGUCCAAGGACUGUGAAA
Molecule: messenger RNA, 2411 nt
Organism: Acanthochromis polyacanthus (spiny chromis)
Lineage: Eukaryota; Metazoa; Chordata; Actinopteri; Pomacentridae
Gene: ccnq
Product: cyclin Q
Exons: 5
Coding region: 170-943 (257 amino acids)
Biological process (GO): regulation of transcription by RNA polymerase II
Cellular component (GO): nucleus
Molecular function (GO): cyclin-dependent protein serine/threonine kinase regulator activity
Source: RefSeq, a predicted model, not a curated record